This is a messenger RNA of Toxotes jaculatrix (banded archerfish), 1814 nucleotides long. RefSeq names its product ADP-ribosylation factor-like protein 4D. Bases 390 to 998 code for a protein of 202 amino acids. Gene Ontology annotation, molecular function: GTP binding; GTPase activity. The transcript has 3 exons. NCBI's taxonomy places the organism in Eukaryota, Metazoa, Chordata, Actinopteri, Toxotidae. Gene Ontology annotation, cellular component: cytoplasm. The record is from RefSeq and is a predicted model, not a curated record. Gene Ontology annotation, biological process: intracellular protein transport; vesicle-mediated transport.
GCUCGGGAGAAUCACGCACCUCUGACUGCUACUGCUUUCAAAACGAACCUUUGGGAAUUAUUUUAACGUGAAAACUCGGAUUUUCUUGGGAAAUUCAUCGCACGGCAACAAUGUUGACUAGUCUCAGGAGCUCGGACACGCCGACAGGUCCUCAGUGACUGUCUGCAGCCCGCUGACUAUCACCUCCUGCACCAGCCUUUGAAGUGAGGCCAGUGAGUGUGAACUGUUCUUCAGCCAGAAAGACUCCUCCCAGUCCCUCCUGCCACCUUCAAAUCCUCUCCUGACACACAUUCUUUUGGCUGCCAAGGACACUCAAGAGUUGUUGAGACAAGGACCAGUUUGGGCCAAUACAUCCUCAGAGGGAUUAUUCUGCUUUAGAGGACCUAAACAUGGGGAACCAGUUAACAGAAAUUGCCCCCAACACCCCGUUCCUCCCCAGCUUCCAGUCAUUGCAUGUAGUUGUGAUUGGUUUGGACUCUGCGGGGAAAACCUCCCUCCUCUACAGGCUCAAGCUGCGCGAGUUUGUAGAGACGAUCCCCACCAAGGGGUUCAACAUGGAGCGGAUUAAAGUACAGAUGGGGAACACCAAAACCAACACCACCACGUUCCAGGUGUGGGACGUUGGCGGUCAGGAGAAACUGAGGCCCCUCUGGAAGUCGUACACCAGGAGGACGGACGGGCUGGUGUUCGUGGUGGACUCAGCCGAGGCGGAGCGCAUGGAGGAGGCAAAGGUGGAGCUCCACAGGAUCACUCGGUCGGCGGAGAACCAAGGGGUGCCCAUACUGGUUUUGGCAAACAAACAGGACCUGGAUGGAGCCAUGUCAGCUUCAGAGGUGGAGAAGGUGCUGGCUCUCCAUGAGCUGAGCUCAUCCACACUGCACCACGCACAGGGCUGCUCAGCACUGGACGGUCAGGGUCUGCAGCCCGGCCUGGAGAAGCUGUAUGAGAUGAUCCUGAAGAGGAAGAAGAUGCUCCGACACAGCAAGAAGAAGAGAUGAGGAGGGGAUAGAUGGUAGCCAAUCGUGGGGAUAGAGGUUACUUUCUUGAACCUCUGCUUGUCCGAGGAACUUCUCAGCAGUUGUGUGUGUGUGACACUUUUGCAGCUUCGGUGGGUGAAACCUGAGGGAAGCCCCGACAGUCCUUCAGAGAAGCUGAGACGUUUCCAAACUGUUUCAAACUUUGGCUCUGAAACUCUGAGCCCAUUGUUAAACACCUUCACUCACUUACCUGGACACACCUGCUUCCUUUGGGAUUGUUUCUCUUCCCUCUCCUCAUCUCUGGUCCUUAAAGGAGCCUGGUGGAGAGACACACAGCUCCAGAGGGACAGUGCAGAGGGGAUGACGGAGGAAAACCAGUGCAAUAUAUGACGAUGAACACUCACUCCAACUUUGAAGGAUAUUUUGUACCACUACCUGUACAGACUUGUAGUUCCAACAGAAACCUGCAGGCCUGGCCUGAGCCUAGUUCCUGUUCCUCUCACUAAGUUUCAAUAUUAAAUUUUACUAUAAAUCUUUAUGUUGCAUGAUGUUCACCUGUUCUGGAAUAUGAAGCAACACUUUUGUUGAUCAAAAGAAGACGUUUGUAAGAAUUCCAGGUUAGAAGACGCACCGCCAACGUGAGAGACGUUUACAGAGUCCAGCCAUGCACGUUUAGUUCUUCACUCUUCACCAAAGUGGUUCGCUUGUCACGGUUCGGUGUACUUCAGGGCUGGACGAACGGUUGGUUGGUUGGUUCAAACAAGAAAUUGUUUUUACAUUGUGUACAUAUUGUUUUGUAAAAUGUUAACAAACGAAUAAAUUAUUUAGCAACUUUGG